Calypte anna (Anna's hummingbird) is the source of this 3126-nucleotide messenger RNA. It is a transcript of the gene SEMA4B, whose product is annotated as semaphorin 4B. The transcript has 14 exons. Bases 92 to 2599 code for a protein of 835 amino acids. The record is from RefSeq and is a predicted model, not a curated record. Gene Ontology annotation, molecular function: semaphorin receptor binding; chemorepellent activity. Gene Ontology annotation, biological process: negative chemotaxis; axon guidance; negative regulation of axon extension involved in axon guidance. Lineage: Eukaryota; Metazoa; Chordata; Aves; Apodiformes; Trochilidae.
CAGCGCCCGGGCGGCUCAGCGGGAGGUGGCGGAGGCCCGGCCCAACCCAACCCGGCCCGGCUCGGCUCUGCCCGGCUCUGCCCGGCCCGGGAUGGCGGCGCGGCCGGCGCUGCCCGUCUUGGCCCAGUCGAUGCUGGCGGCGGUUCUGCUCUCGGCGGCUCCGGAGCCGGUCCCGCGGGUCAGCCUGCCCUACGACUCGGCUGAGCGGGUGGUGCAGCGGUUCAGGAUGCCCGGAGUCUCCAACUACACAGCCCUGCUGCUCAGCCCGGAUGGUGGCACCCUGUACCUGGGGGCCCGUGAGCUGCUCCUUGCUGUCAACACCAGCCACUUCCAUCCUGGAGCACCGGCACGCAGGCUGCCCUGGGGUGCGGAUGAGGAAAAGAAGAGGCAAUGUGUGUUCAAGGGCAAGGACCCUCAGAGGGAUUGUCACAACUAUGUCAAGAUGCUGCUGCAGCUGAACAGCACCCACCUCUACACCUGCGGGACCUGUGCCUUCAGCCCAGCCUGCACCUACAUCAACGUCCAGCACUUCAGCCUGGAACGGGACAGGUCAGGGAAGGUGUUGCUGGAGGAUGGGAAGGGACGCUGCCCCUUCGACCCCGAGUACCGCUCCACGGCCGUCAUGGUCGAUGGUGAGCUCUACGCUGGGACUGUCAGCAACUUCCAGGGCAACGAGCCCACCAUCUCCCGCAGCCAGGAGAGCCGCAUCGCCCUCAAGACCGAGAACUCCCUCAACUGGCUGCAGGACCCCGUCUUCGUGGGCUCAGCAUACCUGCGUGAGAGCUUGCCCGCCGGCAACCCUGAGGGUGACGACGACAAAGUCUACUUCUUCUUCAGCGAGACUGGCAAGGAGUUCGAUUACUUUGAGAACACCAUUGUGUCCCGCAUUGCACGCGUCUGUAAGGGGGACCAAGGUGGGGAGCGGGUGCUGCAGCGACGCUGGACCACGUUCCUGAAGGCACAGCUGCUCUGUUCCCACCCCGAGGAUGGCUUCCCCUUCAACGUGCUGCAGGACAUCUUCGUGCUCACCCCGGGGCAGCUGCACUGGAGGGACACCCUCUUCUAUGGGGUCUUUACCUCGCAGUGGAAUAAGGGUGGUCUGGGCAGCUCUGCUGUCUGUGCCUUCCCCAUGCGCAGCGUGCAGCAAGCCUUCGCCGGGCUCUACAAGGAGGUGAACCGGGAGACACAGCAGUGGUACACAGACACCGGCCCUGUGCCGGAGCCCCGGCCAGGCACGUGCAUCACCAGCCACACGCGGCACCUGAAGAUCAACUCAUCCCUGCAGAUGCCGGACCGGGUGCUGAACUUCAUCAAAGACCAUUUCCUGAUGGACAGCCCGGUGCGCAGCCAGCCCCUCCUCCUGCAGAGCCGCCUGCGCUACCACCAGAUCGGCGUCCACCGCACGCAGGGCCUCCACGGCACCUAUGAUGUCCUCUUCCUGGGCACAGAUGAUGGCCGCUUGCACAAGGCUGUGCGCGUGGACCACGGGGUGCACAUCAUCGAGGAGAUCCGCCUCUUCCCCGCUGGCCAGCCUGUUCUCCAGCUGCUGCUGGACCAGGACAAGGGUCUGGUCUAUGCAGCCACCUACACGGCAGUGGCUCAGGUGCCCUUUGCCAACUGCAGCCUGUACCGCAGCUGCGGUGAGUGUGUGCUGGCACGAGACCCCUUCUGCGCAUGGAGCCGGGGCGCCUGCCGCAGUGUCACCUCGCACCCCCCGGCACACCCCCAGCUCUGGGCGCAGGACAUCGAGGAUGCCGACACGGAGCGGCUCUGCCAGCUGCCCAACGCUUCCCAGCCUCGUCCUCGCGUCCUUCUGCCCCCAGCCUCAGGUGCCCCGUGUCAGCGGAUCCAGCUGCCACCCAACGCAGUGCAGCCGCUGCCGUGCCGGCUGCUCUCCAACCUGGCGUCGCGGCGCUGGCUGCACGACGGGGCCCCUGUCAACGCCUCCUACCUGGUGCUGCCUGACGGGGCCCUCAUCCUGGUGGGCAGCCCUGAGCGGGCCGGCACCUACGAGUGCUGGUCGCUGGAGGAAGGUUUCCGCAAGCUGAUGGCCAGCUACUGUGUGGGUGUGCAGGAACUGGCCCUUGGGCCACCAGACCCCAGCAGGAAGGUGGCUAGCGGCCGGGAUGCCCUGGAAACUGUCAGCACAUCCCGGAGCACCUCAGCGGUGGGCAGUGCGGCAGCACGGCUGGAUGGCAAGACCUACUGGACCGAGUUUCUGGUGAUGUGUGUGCUCUUCGUCACCACUGUCCUGGUGCUGGCCUUCUUCCUCCUGCACCGGCACCGCAAUGGCAUGAAAGCCCUGCUGGAGCCCGGAGACCCCAGCCGGCACCAGAAGCCACCCCGCAAACCAGUGGAGAGCCUGCCCCUGAACGGCAGCAGCCUGCCCAGCACUGUGCCUGAGCACAAGGGCUACCAGGCCCUGCAGGACAACUACAUCGUCAGCACCCCGGUGCACGAGCCCCCGGGUCCCCCACGCGCCUUCUCUGAAUCGGAGAAGAGGCCCCUCCAUGUCCGGGACAGCUUUGUGGAGGUGUCUCCUGCCUGCCAAAGACCCCGGGUGCGUCUGGGCUCUGAGAUCCAGGACUCGGUGGUGUGACGGGGGACAAGAGCCGAGCCCUCACCCACCACUGCCUCUGCUCUGCUGAGCCUCUCCGGACUGGCCGGGGCCCACGUUGUCUGUGUGUGCAUGCCCAGAGCCCGUGGCAGGACUCGGCUCCCCCGGACCUCCCCGGCCUUCGCCUCAGCUGCCCGGAAUGGUGCUGGCAGCUCCGGGUACGAGGGUGCUCCGUGCCUUCCAGGGAUGAGCGGGACUGUUCCCCUGCCCGGUGUCCCCAUCUUGGGGGUGGGUGCAGUGCCCAGCUCUAUGCAGAGGGCAGGAGGGGGGGUGGCCACGGCCCCCCAUGCCCUGACUCACUGUGAUAUCUGGCUGCAGGACUUGAAGCCGUGUGCUGCAACCCCGCGGCAUGUGCCGUGUCUCUGUGCUUGGUUCGUUUUUUCAUACGUUGAAAAUGUGAAUUGUGUCCCCGGGAGGGAGCUGGGAGCCGGGCUGGGCAGCCCCCACAUCCCCACGUGUGUGUGCAGAAACGUCUGUGGUUUUUAUAUAAAGUCCAGGUGUCUCCUUUG